UAUAAUUAUUACAUUUGCUUCAAGGGUAAAAUGUGUGUCUGUAUAGAUUAGUGAUAGUCAGUGGGCUGGACAUCUUCACGCAUCAGUUGCAAUAUCAUACUGGUCUACUUUGGUCCCACCUUCCCACACAACACAGGAAGACGCACAACAAAAUGAAAACGGCGACUGGUUUGUCUACUGCAGCGGUCACUAGACUCCCCAAAAAGUCAUGCCAUGAAGACGAUGGAGCUUGUUUUUCUGCUCAUCUUCUUUCCUGUCACACUUUCAGUGAAACACUCGCUGAAGAUUUUCACCACAGUGUCCUCUGGAGUCAAAAACUUCCCAAAUUAUGUGGUUGUUGCGUUGGUUGAUGAAGUUCCAAUAAGUUACUAUGACAGCAUCAGUAACACAGUGGAAGCCAAACAGGACUGGAAACAAAAAAUGUUUGAAGAUGAUCCACAGCACUUGGAGUGGUGCACUCAGCAGUUUUUAUCAGACCAAUAUGAAUACAAAGAUCACAUUGACAUUUUGAAGCAGCAACUGAACCAAACUGAAGGUGUCCACAUCUUCCAGAGGAUGAGCGGCUGUGAAUGGGAUGAUGAGACUGGAGAGGUUAAUGGUUUUGGUCAGUUUGGUUAUGAUGGAGAAGACUUCAUAGCAUUUGACCUGAAGACACUGACAUGGAUCGCUCCAAAACCACAAGCUGUCAUCACCAAACACAAGUGGGACAGAGAUAGAGCUCUCAAUGAAAGAAGGAACUACUUCCUCACCCAGCAGUGCCCUGAGUUAGUGAAUAAAAAUUUGGACUAUGGGAAGAGCUCUCUGCUGAGAACAGAGCUUCCCUCAGUGUUUCUCCUCCAGAAGACUCCCUCCUCUCCAGUCAGCUGCCACGCUACAGGUUUCCACCCUCACAGAGCCAUGAUGUUCUGGAGGAAAGAUGGAGAGGAGCUUCAUGAGGAUGUGGAACACGGAGAGAUCCUCCCCAACCAUGAUGGAUCCUUCCAGAUGAGUGUUGACCUGAACCUUUCAUCAGUCACACCUGAAGACUGGAGGAGGUACGAAUGUGUGUUUCAUCUCUCUGGUGCGAAGAACGACAUCGUCACCAAACUAGACAAAAAAGUGAUCAGAACCAACUGGGUUUCUCCCUCAGAGUUCCCUGCUGGUCCUGUUAUUGGAGGUGUUGUAGGACUGCUGCUGCUCCUGGCAGUCUGCAUCACUGGAGUCUUCAUCUGGAGGAGGAGAGAUAAUGGAUUCAGGCCUGCAAACUCUUCAGACUCAUCAUCCUCUGAUCCAUCUUCAGUCAGAGAUGCAGCUCUUAACUGAUCACAGAGUAACAACAUCUGGAGAGAACUGAUGCUGCUGUCCAGCUGUUUCCUCAAACCUUUGGUGGAGAUGAAUCACUGCAGCAGCUACCAGACACCAAAGAGCCACAACGUUACUCCAGUGGGGCAUCUUUUGUCUUCAGAUAUCAAAUUCAUGUCAGUUAGUCAUGUGAUGUACUGUCUUUGAUGAUGAUGGGAGACAUGCAGCACUUUAACCUCUGCUUCUAACGCUGGAGUCAAACCUAAAACUUGAAAUGUUCAACUACUCAUGCUUUCACUAACAAUUAGUUUGACAGUUGUAUUUUAGAAACACUAAUGAAGAUUCUGCACUAGGCCACAAUUGAAAAAACACAGUUUUUGUUUCUCUCUUUGUUUCAUUGUGAUUACAGUUUGAACACUGCAUCUCAACUUCUCUCACUUUAACUAAAGUAUAAAUAUCUGAGUUAUGUUUUAGUCUUCCAACACACAUUGCUCCUCCACACCAAGUAACAGCUGUAACUCUUUUUAAACAUCAAUUUGUAAACGUUUCCACGAUUUUAAACAAUAUAAAUAUAUUUUUGAUUAUUUAGAUACUCCUCCAUAUGUGAUGAAAAUCACAUAUUAAAGCAAUAACACUUCUUGGAGCUUAAACAUUUGUAUCUUAUACAUUUGCCAUCUUCAUGUCCUGUAUUUGUCAUGCGGAUGAUAAAUGUUAAUGUCAUUAUAACAUUAUUGUUAAUGCUCAUAUUAUUGGUGUUAAAGGAUUAAUGAGAGUUUUAUCUGUGGUACUGAUAGAUGUACUUUAUUUCAUAUUGCCAAACUGGCAAAAUUGAUUUGUCUACGUGACAGUAUACGUCUUCUCUAAGGUCAUGUGAUCUGUUUUUGGCUAAAUGUUUUCACCUCAGAUAAAGUUUGUCUCCACAUCUACAAGUUAAUAAUCAAUUAUGAAUUGUUAAUCAAUCAUCUUUUCACUGGUGAAUGUAAAACAUGAUUUUUUUUGGAUGUCACAGCUCUCAUAUGUGUCACAUACAUUAGGUGUAGAAAUUAUCUCCUGUCUGUACAUGAGGUCAAAUGAGAAUUAGAAAAAAAUAUUUUUUCACUUAUCUUCUUUUUUUAUUUGAUGAACUUCAUUUUGUCUAGUGAGGCUGCUACAUUUUCUAGUGUCAUUCUUGUUCAAUUUAUUUGAUUAAUAAUUACAAUUUUCCUGAAAACCUGUUUAAGAGGUCUUCCUGUUACAUCAUACCUGUGUAAACCUCAAAUGUUCAGAUGUGUAGGCUUAAAGGUUUUCUUCCAAGUUUUGGGAAACACUCUAGUGAAGCUUGUCCCUGACAUCUAGAAAGCAUGAGCUUACUUUUUAAAAUGUUAUCAGUUGUCAAAAUGUGUGAGGAUAAAAGAAAAAGUUUACACUACUACAGAGGAGUACACUGAACCUUGUGACUCAGAGUGUGUCUUUCCCUAUAUCACCACUAGAGAGCAACAUAACUCUGAAAUGUCUCA
Messenger RNA from Thunnus maccoyii (southern bluefin tuna), 2777 nucleotides. RefSeq names its product major histocompatibility complex class I-related gene protein-like. NCBI's taxonomy places the organism in Eukaryota, Metazoa, Chordata, Actinopteri, Scombriformes, Scombridae. The transcript is spliced from 8 exons. The coding region runs from base 214 to 1302 and encodes 362 amino acids. Gene Ontology annotation, cellular component: external side of plasma membrane. Gene Ontology annotation, biological process: immune response. The record is from RefSeq and is a predicted model, not a curated record.